AUGCGUCGCCGUUCAAGCACAAGCCGGCGGAGGUCGUCGAUGACGCUGAGCGGGCGCCCUGGCGAGUGGAGCUCGAGCUCCUCAGAGCACAGCUACGCGGACUCCACGACCGAGGAGCCCGAGCAUGCGGAGCCGCGCAGCGAGGUUGAAAGCUACCUGAAUGCUUCGUUCAGCCUACCCCCCGAAGUGGCCGGAGCGAUGCUGCAGUUUCCUGUGGACCUGUACCUCCUGAUGCGCAAGAAAGGUCCAGCGAGCAACGUGCUGUUGUCUCCCUGGUACCUGGCCUGCAUGAUGGUGACCGCGUACCACGGCUCGUCCGGAGCCACCCGGCUGCAGAUUGCACGCGCACUCCACACGGAUGACGACGGCAGCAUCGUGGGGCGGCUGGAUGACCACGCGAGCCGCCUUCUCGGCCACGGCUACCGCCGGCCACAUCACACCCACUCGGGUACGCACACGCACAACUCCAACUACACCGGUGUCAACGUGACCUCGUACUUUGCCCUGUACCACGACGUUCGCGUCAAGCGGUCCCCGGACUUCGAGGAGCCCCUUUCAAACAUGGACAACCGCCUGCACAUCCGUGACUUUGUCGACAACCCCGAGCAGUGCCGCCUCGCCAUGGAUGGAUUCUUUCGCGCCAUGGCGGGUUUUGUCUUUGAUCAAGACGUAUUUGCCGGAGACAACUUCGAUUCGGGCACGCACCUGGUGUUGGCCAGCGUGAUUUGCUUCAGCUCGCGCUGGUUCAUCCCAGGAAACGCACCGCGCUCUACCGGUCACUUCCGCAGCGAGUCCGUUCAGGGCGGAAGCGAUGACAAGGUGCCGACGAUGUGCCUGACCGGAAGUUUCAGAUUUGCAGAGUUCGCCGAUGGCGACGGGUUCGACGUGUCUGUCGUGGACAUUCCGUACCAGGACCCUCGACGAUCCAUCGCGAUCUUCCUUCCGGCGAAGUCGUCGAGCCUCGAGGCCGUUGAGAAGGCUCUCACGGCGGCCAAGAUCCUCACCUGCCUCAGCCGCCUCGAACGCCAUCGCCUGGUGGAGGUGACCCUUCCCCGGCUGGACGUGAAGUGCUUGACGGACCUCAAGCGCACUCUACCCCUGUUGGGCGUUGUGGAGGCUUUCGGCAAUUCUGCCGACUUCAGCAACAUCGCACCGGUUGUGGGACUGAAGCUGUCGGCAGCCCGGCACCUCGCCGUCUUCCAUGCGGGGCACAAGGGUCCCAACACAGUGCAUGCUCAAGUCACUGCGAAGGAAGUCGCUCGCAGCGCCAACAGUGGCAGUGUUGCUAAGUUUACGGUCGAUAGACCGUUUUUAUUCGUUGUGCUCGUGCGGGACCCAGACACCGUGCUACUGCUCGGUUCGGUGACGCGCGUUGUGUGA
Dermacentor silvarum is the source of this 1380-nucleotide messenger RNA. Its product is annotated as serpin B8-like. Gene Ontology annotation, molecular function: serine-type endopeptidase inhibitor activity. The record is from RefSeq and is a predicted model, not a curated record. The coding region runs from base 1 to 1380 and encodes 459 amino acids. Lineage: Eukaryota; Metazoa; Arthropoda; Arachnida; Ixodida; Ixodidae. The transcript has 3 exons.